CGCGCGCUCUGUAGCGCUCACUUCAGUCCGGUUAAAGCGCGCGCUGACAGCGGAGUUCACACGCACGCACACACGCACGCACACGCACACACUUGCCGUGAUUCCUGCUGGAUCUUUAUUGCCAACUCGACGAAAGCUCCGGAGUAGCAGAGUGUCGUUUGUCCACUGCAGCUGGCAUGAGCUAACAUGGAAACCAAACCUUUCUUGUCGCUAGGGUUCCUGAAAAGCCCGUGCUCAGUAGCGCCGCCCUGUGUGCAGGGCCGGCCGGGCGAUGCUGGCAGCUCGCCCUCGGGCUGCUCCUGCUUCACGGGCACAUGCCCACUGCACCAGCGCAGGAUAUCCACAGACUCAUCAGGCCAGCUGUCCUCGUCUCCUCUGAGCUCCCCGACUGGUCACCGUGCUGUUGGCCCUCAUCCACUCCACCCGUCCCUGCUCACCCCGUCUUCCAUGGGCUCAACACCGGGUCAGCUUCACUCACCCAUCAAUGGCCUAGCAUCUCCCUUCCCUGUCAUCAACUCACAUAUGGGCCAUCCCUCCAUCACGGGGCCUUCCAGCACCAGUAUGGCCUUCGGCCCUAAUCUCAGUCCACAACUCAGCUCCCCCAUGACGUCAGUCAGCAGCCCGGAAGACAUCAAACCUCCUCUGGGCCUGAACGGAGUCAUGAAGGUUCCAGCUCAGCCGACCGGCACCUCGUUGUCUCUCACCAAACACAUCUGUGCCAUCUGCGGCGAUCGAUCUUCAGGUAAACACUACGGCGUGUACAGCUGCGAAGGCUGCAAAGGCUUCUUCAAGCGCACGGUGAGGAAAGACCUGACUUACACCUGCCGAGACACCAAGGACUGUCCGAUCGACAAGCGCCAGCGCAACCGCUGCCAGUACUGCCGCUACCAGAAGUGUCUGGCCAUGGGCAUGAAGAGAGAAGCUGUCCAGGAGGAGCGGCAGCGGGCGAGAGAAAAGAGUGAAGCUGAAUUGGAGCUGGCGGGCUGUACCAGUGAAGAGAUGCCAGUGGAGAAGAUUCUGGAAGCUGAGCUGGCAGUGGAGCCCAAAACCGAAACCUAUGUGGAAGGCAGCGUUGGUGCGGCUGCCAACUCUCCCAACGACCCCGUUACAAAUAUUUGCCAAGCUGCUGAUAAGCAGCUCUUCACAUUAGUGGAAUGGGCAAAGAGGAUACCACACUUUUCCGACCUGCCUUUGGAUGACCAGGUCAUUCUUUUACGAGCAGGGUGGAACGAGCUCCUCAUCGCUUCUUUCUCACACCGCUCGAUAAGUGUGAAAGAUGGCAUAUUGUUAGCAACAGGCCUCCAUGUCCAUAGAAACAGUGCACAUAGCGCUGGAGUAGGUGCCAUUUUUGAUAGAGUGCUGACAGAGCUGGUGUCUAAGAUGCGAGACAUGCAGAUGGACAAGUCUGAGCUUGGAUGCCUACGAGCUAUUGUACUUUUCAAUCCAGACUCUAAAGGUCUAUCUAAUCCAACAGAGGUGGAGGCACUUAGAGAGAGAGUAUACGCUUCACUGGAGGCCUACUGUAAACAGAAAUACCCCGAUCAGCCUGGGAGAUUUGCUAAACUGCUACUCCGACUGCCUGCUCUGCGCUCCAUCGGUCUGAAGUGUCUGGAGCACCUCUUUUUCUUCAAACUCAUUGGAGACACACCCAUUGACACUUUUCUAAUGGAAAUGCUAGAGGCACCACACCAAAUGACAUAAUGGAGCAGUGCCUUAACACAAUGUCAUGACAAUGUCACUCAGAAUUCCUGUAAAGAACACUGCAGUUUCAUGCACACAUCACCUUCAGGAGGCCAUGAUGAGAUGCAUUUAUCUGCUAAACGUCUUCUCUUGCAAUCCAGGAGACAAACAGAUUAGCUUUGGUGCUUUAUCUUUGGAAUUUGCAAAUCCAUACAAUUACACAAAGACCAUUCACUAUGGAGUAAUUCAUAAGGAGGAUGGAUUAAAAGAGUCAUAACCGUAUGCUUGGGAAGAAAGCUGGCACAGAUUUUAGCAGAUCUCGUGGUCAAAAUGAUUUCUUAAAUAUUCUGCCUCACAGUGACCUACCUCUGCAGUCCACUCUGUUCACAAUGUCUCUGCUCAGUUUCAUAUCUGUACACAUUCAGGUCAGUGUGAGUGUAUAGGUUUCAUGAACGGAUGCAAAAUUCUGCAAUACCUCAUUAACACCCCUCGGUACCACAGGACUCCUUUUUCUGACACCUCAUCACUGCCUUUGUUAUGGACUGUACUUUAUGUACUAUAAUAUUCAACAUCAAUUUUGCUAUUUUUUUUUUUUUAAUAUUUUAAAAUUCACUGAUGAGAGAAGGAUGUAUAAGAAAGAAAUGGUUGUAUUUGCAGCACUUAACUGAUUUUAAUUUAAUUUGUUUUUUUCAAACAGUGUUGAAAGUAGCGAGGCUGCCAGCAGUCGGUCUUUGCAUGGAGCAGUGUUGUUUGCCUGUAGCAGAGGCGUAUGAAUGACAGAAUGGUCUAAAAUGAAUGUCACAUGUGCUCUUUGCCUGACUCAAGUUUAAUGAUAGAAAAAAGCAAUAUGAUUCUCUAAUGUUUGUGUAAAGUUUUAGAUGUUUGAUUAUCAAUUGUUUUGCCUUUAUAAUUCAUCUCAUUAAUGUAUCAAGUAUUUCCAAAGUUUUUCAUUUAAAUGUCAUGUGAUGAUUCCCAGCAAAGCAGCAUUUGUGCUAUGAAAAUAUGCAGUUAGGCUACGUUCACAUUAAAAGGCUUUUUUUUUUUCUUGCCUAAAUGAGACACAGUCUUCUCAAUUCUGAUUUGGGACACUAAUAUGUGGUACUAGAUACAUAGCCAUGUAAUUAUAUGAAAACGUAUGAGGGGGUCAUAUUCACCUAGUGCUGGUAGCCUGUUAGCAGUGCUACCUAGGAGAAGGUAAUGGAGAAAUGACAGUAACAGCUGAAAAACCAUCAAAAACCAUCUGGACUUUUUUAUUUUCAUUUAGUCAUAUAACUGCUACUGAGCUGUCUGCCUCGAGAGCAAAUCUCUGUAAUGACAGAUUGUGCUACAAUUUCAUUACUACAGUCUCUCAAAUGUUUCUUGUUGUUCAUGACACUUCAUCAUGCAGGUGGUGUUAUUGAUUUCAAAAUAGGUUCAUGUAAGUCAUUUCAGGGCAGAGGUCUGAGGUCACAUAAACACGAAUGUGACCUGUUAAGACAGAAAGAGAGAGGUUAGUCUGCCACCUGGUGUUCACAGGUGAUACUACAGCUUUCACAAUAUAUUAUUUAAAAAAAAAAAACAGAAUUGAAUAAGACUUGUAAUGUGAACAUAGCCUCUGUUAAGAGAAUCCAGAUGAUGGUCUGGCCUCAGGGAUGUAGAAGGUUUGAGAAGAGCUUACUCUGCCACCUGGUGUCUCACAGGUGAUACUACAGUUCAACAUUAUGCUGAAACAGAAAUCUGAAGAAUCCUUCAUUGUUUGACAGUGUUCAGACUUGGCAAGCAUUGCGAAAUAACCAGACCUCAGGCUUUGCAAAACACUUUUUAUAUUAUAGUAUUAAUCAGACACAUAUUGUGCAAUUACUUUCUGUCUUAUAAGGAACAGACAGAUUGUUGUGAUGUUUGCUAAAAGGAACCUCUUGCAAACUGAGCCAGGCUAAACUAACGCAGUGUUCUUAUACAGUAAAUAUACAUUUGAUAUUAUUAUUAUUAUUGUUAUUAUUACAGAUUUUCAUAACCAGACUGUGCAGAAUCUCAGCACGGUCACUGAUUGCAGUUUCAAUAGUCACAUAUAUAACUCAAUGAAAGCAGAAGCUACCACUCAGGCACAUACAUGGUUUACAUGCAGUUUCAUCACAUAAAAAAAUCACAAAACCCUAACAGUGGUGUUUUUUCAAUAUCAUAUGUUUCACAAUAUCACGUUUUAUUCCUUUUGUCUUGCCUAAAGCCCUUCUCACCUGUAGCCUGAAACCAGGUUUAAAACAGUGUCUGGGCUUUAAACACCAGCAUAAAGUCAUAGGAAGUACAAAAAAAACAUCAUCUUACAUUUAUUGGAGCAGAAAUCAAGGCCAAAAUUCUAAAAGGCCGGAAUCUAGAAUAAUCCAGGGUGUUGGGCCUCAUAGAAGACAAACAGGGUUUAGUAGACCAACAGAGACAGCUGAUAUACUUUCCCCAUGAUAAGUAAGGUUUUGGCAAACCAUGAAAAAAGUUUGGUUUAAAUAGAAAUAUCUAUUUUUGUACAAUUGUAAUUUUAUCCUUGUGUUCCAGGUAUUUACAUAAUUCUAUUGAAUGUUGCAUACAUUAAUUGUAUACAUGCUGAUUUGUAAAAUGGAAGGGGUCUUGCCCUCUGAACAGGUUGCUGUUGAAACAUUUUCCCCAGUUAUUUUAUUGUUGUUGUUGUUGCUGUUUUAGCACCAUUGGGCUUCACCUGGAAAAUGAAAAAUGUCAUUUUUAUAUAUCAGUACAAUGAGAAUGGGUUAAUUGUGUUGUGCUAUCAUACAGUGUUUAUUGUUCGAAGGACAAUUAAAUGCUCAGUUUUGAAAGUUA
Messenger RNA from Pangasianodon hypophthalmus (striped catfish), 4482 nucleotides. RefSeq names its product retinoid x receptor, alpha b (gene rxrab). Gene Ontology annotation, molecular function: nuclear steroid receptor activity; zinc ion binding; nuclear receptor activity. Bases 187 to 1701 code for a protein of 504 amino acids. Lineage: Eukaryota; Metazoa; Chordata; Actinopteri; Siluriformes; Pangasiidae. Gene Ontology annotation, cellular component: RNA polymerase II transcription regulator complex; nucleus. The record is from RefSeq and is a predicted model, not a curated record. Gene Ontology annotation, biological process: response to retinoic acid; cell differentiation; retinoic acid receptor signaling pathway. The transcript is spliced from 11 exons.